This is a messenger RNA of Pediculus humanus corporis (human body louse), 633 nucleotides long. RefSeq lists its product as uncharacterized. The record is from RefSeq and is a predicted model, not a curated record. NCBI's taxonomy places the organism in Eukaryota, Metazoa, Arthropoda, Insecta, Psocodea, Pediculidae. Bases 1 to 633 code for a protein of 210 amino acids. The transcript is spliced from 2 exons.
AUGCCGUUAUCGUCAUAUCCACAUUUUUCCCAAUAUUUACAACUUCAACAGCUUCACCAACAGAGAUAUUCAUCAAGAAAUCUUUUACCGACGACACAAAAUUCAGAUUUUGGAAUGAACAGAUCUGGCACAUCAUGUUCUGAAGCUAGUACGGAGGAUACGUCGAGUCCGAGUCCGAGUCCUCCGCUUUCCAUAACCGGAAAUAAUUAUCAUAACACGUCGAAUCCGUCGGAAAAUAAUCAAAAUUCGACGAAAUCUACAAAAUCAUUUACUAUUGAUGCCAUUUUAGGGAUUCGGGAUCGUGAUGUCGAUCGAGAUCAUGUUAAUUACUUACCGAAUAAUUAUCAUCCGAGAUUAGGUUUGAAUUUAACAAAUUCUUCCACGGUGGAAACGACGAAUAAUUAUUCUAAUACUACGUCGUCGUCGUCGUUGGAAUUGUCUACUGCUACUGCGACUACGAGAUUUUCAUCUUCUUCGUCAUCUAGACAUUUAUUAGGUUUUCAAAUUCCGACGGAUUUAAGAACUUCAUCGGAUUUAUCCAAUUUCGGAAGUGAAAUCAACAGGAGACAUUUACAAAAUCAAAUAUCAAAUUAUCAUAAUUCAAAUUGUAACGAUUUGACAGAGGUUUAUUGA